GGGCAGCCGCAUCGCUAAAACAAGCAAACAAUAAGAGAAAAAGGAGGAAAAUGCACGCGUUGGUCCAUACGUUUCUCCGAUGUGUUUCUUUGCUCUUGCCUUCGCACUGGCUUCAAUUCGGAUUUUGCUGGUGGAUUGAAGAUGAAUGCGGAAAGACAAUAUGGCCCAAUCCCAGAGCUCGUUUCAAAGGAAGAAAGCCUCUUACCGACCAGGAAGUAAGCGCACACAACGCUUUCAUCCCCUCCUCUUCCCCUGCUCCGAGCUGCAUCCCGCUUGCUGCUAGCCCUUCGCCGCCACAGGACAACCCGCAGGGUAGAAUCAGGGAGCUGUGGCAAUUUUUGGAGCGCUUCUUUGGGAUAGCCCUUACUAUUCACCAGCACUGGUUCCCAAAGCGUCGGCCUUUAUUUGCCCAGUAUCCUUUCACCUGCAAAUCGGCUACCGACGGCAUCGAGGAUAGCGCAGUUGCUGCUGAGAGAACCCAGAACAUCGUUCCUGCAGAGGACUGUAACGAGCCGAAGCGAAACGAAGGUUUCAUUCAGGACGGUAUGAGUGCGGCAAUGGAGUUGUCUUGUCCCGGAGAAUCUAUGUCAGAUUCAGCAAGACUGAUAGCGGUCGAUGAAGUGGGAGCGGACGAUAAACAGCUGCAGGUGAUGGUGACUCAAGUAAAGAUAACUGUUGCCAUUCAGGCGGCUGAAGACGAGGAACCAGAGGACGAAAACUCCUCAAACCCUGUAGAUUUCCUUGAGGGCAGCGGCAGCGACGAUGAAGUUGGAAGACACGAUAAAUCCAGUGGUGCAGGUACAAGUGGUGGAGAAUUGGAGGAGGUGAGCUGGCAGCCCCCGGACCCUGAGCUGAUGGAAAAGCUGGUGACACAGAUCGAAUAUUACCUGUCUGAUGAGAAUCUGGAACAUGACGCUUUCCUGCUCAAACAUGUUCGUCGCAACAAGCUGGGCUUUGUCAGUGUGAAACUGCUGACUUCCUUCAAGAAGGUGAAGCACCUAACGCGAGACUGGAGGACGACGGCGUACGCGCUGAGGCAGUCCACGCUGCUGGAGCUGAACGAGGAGGGGCGGAAGGUACGCCGUCGAUCCCCGGUGCCCGUGUUCGCCAGCGAGAGCCUGCCUAGCCGCAUGCUGCUGCUCAGCGCGCUGCAGAACUGGCCCGAGCUGGACGUGGCCCUGGAGGGCGGGGCCGGGGACGGCGAAGGCGGCGGCGGCGUCACCCAGCAGGAGCGGCUGAUGGAGCUCCUGCUGAAGGGCUUCGGCACCUACGGCCCCAUCGCCUCGGUGCGGGUGCUGAAGGCGGGGAAGGAGCUCCCGGCGGACCUGAAGAAGCUGAGCGGACGCUACACCCAGCUGGGGCUGGAGGAGUGCGCCAUCGUGGAGUACGAGGAGGUGGAGGCGGCAGUGAGGGCCCACGAGGCCGUGGCGGGCGAAGAGGAGGGGACCAGCACUCUGGGGGUGAAGGUGGUCCUGAUCGGGAUGAAGCCACCCAAGAAGAAGGUGCUGAGGGAGCGCCCGCGCGAGGAGGGGGGCAUGCGCAAGAGCCGCUCCCUGAACAGCAGGGUGCGGGAGCUGCAGUACCUGGACGAGUCCACCUGCAGCUCGUCCGAGACCGAGAGCAACCCCGCCACCCCCAGGCUGGUGCGCAAGACGCAGUCCCUCAACAAGCUGAGCCCCACGGGAGGGGGCGCCGGCCUGCUGCAGAACAAUCACCUCAGCCCCGCCCUGUCACCGCGCUCCAGCCCCUGGUCCAGCCCCCGCGUCAGCCCCCGCACAAGCCCCUGCCCCCAGCGCAAGUCCCCGCACAUCCAGAUGUCUCCCCUGGCCAGCGAGGGCAGGCUCAGCCCGGAGUCGGGCCGCCGCUGGGCGGAUUACUCUUCGGACAGCAGCCUGACCCCGCUCGGCAGCCCCUGGGUGCAGCGGCGCCGGCAGGUGGCCUCGCUGGAGAGCAGCCCGGUCGGGAGCCCGAUGCUGGGCCGCAAGAUCCAGAAUGCGGACGGGCUGCCGCCCGGGGUGGUGAGGCUGCCCCGCGGGCCCGACGGAACCCGCGGCUUCCACAACCCCUCGGUGGAGGAGCGGGGAAAGACUGCAGCAACCCAAACCUGAUCCAGAGGACCAGAGGGAAAGCCCACGCACCCAGCACGCUCCAGGCAGCAAACCGUGUAGGAGAGGACCGAUGCAACCCCCACAUACACUGGCUGGGAAUAUGAACAUUAGAAUGCCAUUUUUGCAAUUUGGCCUUUUUCGUUUUCUUUUUUUAUCCAUUUAUAAAUUAUUUUUGUGACCAUUCAAAAUGUUAUAAUUGUUAUAAGCUGUUACUACUGCAAGAGACUACUGCUGGUUUCUGUGAAAUCCCAAAAGUUGAGUGCUUUUGAGCAGUAAAUUCCAUACAGCAAUGGAGUUUCCCCAUAUGUGGGUUUAUGAAAAGGGGUGGGAGGAACUGGGGUCUGACUCCCUUUUUUUAUUUAAAGUGUCCCAUUGUGAAACAUUUUCAGUGGAUGUUGUGAAAGUGGAAAUGGUGUGAAGUAUAGACCAAUGAUUCACAGAAAAGGGCACGUUGUGAAUUGAUCACUGUAGACCAUUUGUCUGUCUGAAUAUAUUAUACAAAAAUGACUUGCUCUUUGUGUAACAUGGCCAUUUUCAUGCUUAGUCUUGUUUUUGUUGUAUUGUAGCAAAUUGGCUUUAAUUUGGUUUCCCCUUAAGCCUCAGAACUGAUAGCUAAAGCUGCUAAUUUAAGAGAUGCUAUCCACAUUCUGAAAUGGUGAUUUGUACUGUAUAGGGUCAGUCUCUCCCUUGAGAGAAAGUAGGGAUUGAUGCAUUUCCUGUUUGAUGUGUGGGAAUGGCAGUGUUUGUGUGUGUGUGGGAGGAUUGUUUGUGAAGGUCCAUGCUCAGUUUGCUGCAGCAAUGAAAUGUGCAUCUCCUCUUGUACAAAUAAAGCACUAAAAUUGCAUUUGCACUUGA
This is a messenger RNA of Conger conger (European conger), 2963 nucleotides long. Its product is annotated as la-related protein 6-like. Gene Ontology annotation, biological process: RNA processing. NCBI's taxonomy places the organism in Eukaryota, Metazoa, Chordata, Actinopteri, Anguilliformes, Congridae. Gene Ontology annotation, molecular function: mRNA binding. The record is from RefSeq and is a predicted model, not a curated record. The coding region runs from base 51 to 2108 and encodes 685 amino acids. Gene Ontology annotation, cellular component: nucleus. The transcript is spliced from 3 exons.